UUCACUUGCAUUUCUUCACACUCACUAUAAAAGCAACUCCCUUUCUUCUUCGCCCUCUGCAAUAAAGAAAUUUCCAUCAUGGAAGAAAACAUCAAGAUGAAGGAGAAGAAAGUAGUGGUGGCGGUGGAUGAAAGCGAGGAAAGCAUGUACGCCUUGUCGUGGUGCCUCAGCGAUCUCUUUGCACAAAACUCUAAUCCAAACAGUACCUUAAUUCUCCUCUACAUCAAACCCCCGGUUCCUGUUUACUCCUCUCUCGAUGUCACAGGUUAUUUGUUUGCUGGAGAUGUGAUUCAAACAAUUGAGAAAUACAGCCGAGAUUUGGCUAAUUCAGUGAUGAGAAGAGCAGACGCAGUUUGUAGAAACUUCAAUAGUGCAGUCAAAGUGGAGAAGAAAGUGGGGAGUGGAGAUGCUAAGGAUGUAAUCUGUGCAGCAGUGGAUAAGCUUGAAGCAGACAUUUUGGUGAUGGGAAGCCAUGAUUAUGGUUUCUUCAAGAGGGCUUUUCUGGGAAGUGUGAGUGAUUACUGUGCUAAGCAUGUGAAGUGCCCGUUGGUGGUCGUAAAGCGUCCCAAGACAGCCUAAGAUGAAUUGAUGAGCACUAAUAAUAUGAUAAUCUUCUCCCUGUUGAGGUUGAGGUCGUUUGUAUACAUACUGUGUUAUGAGAAAAGGUGUGCGUUUGUGUAGUAAGAAGUCUGUAGUUUUUUAUUAAGCCUGGAAAAGGCGUAGUUGAGUAAUGAAGGUGUUGGAAUGAUCAAUUUUGUUGUCGUGAUUUA
Molecule: messenger RNA, 770 nt
Organism: Sesamum indicum (sesame)
Lineage: Eukaryota; Viridiplantae; Streptophyta; Magnoliopsida; Lamiales; Pedaliaceae
Product: Adenine nucleotide alpha hydrolases-like superfamily protein
Source: RefSeq, a predicted model, not a curated record